CGAACCAAGGCAGGAACCCGGAAAAAUCCCCAGUUUGAGCCAGGAUUCGAACCUUGGCCACAGCGGUGAGAGGCCGACGCGCUAACACACUUGGCCACCCGUGCUUCUUGGCCUCGGUGGCCAAGUGAUUAGCGAUGCUCAUUUAAUAGAAAAUUUCAUUUUCAUUAUAUUAGCAUAACAUUUCUUGUCAUCAAAGCAGCGUCAAUGGUAUGAACAGCUCCCUUCAAUAUGAAAGGAAACCAAAACAAGUCUACUCACUUGAAGAUUAGUCUGGCAAGAAACAUGUGCCUGGCGUCAAAUUGAAAUGAGGCAUAAACAUGCGUCUUAGGACACAGCUGAAUGCUCUCAUAAAUACCACACAGGCGAAGAUCACAAUAACAAAUGCGAUUUGAUCUAAACACAACCUUUAAGUACCAGAGAGUCAUUUAUUCGAGACAGGAAAGAGUCGAAGUAGCUAAGAGCAAGGGCUGGUUUAAGUUACUACACUCUUAGAGGAGAAUGAACCCUAGAAGUUUAAGUUUGGCGUUCUUUGUUGUUUUCGCGAUAAGACUCGCGUAUGUGCGAAGUCAACAAGAACCAAAAGACGGAGGGGUGGAAGGUCUUGGGGUGUUAAAUGGCAAGAGAUCGAGCGAAAUAAGAAAACGAAUGAAGUAUGAUCAAGAGAGUAGAGAGAUAUAUCGAGGGAAAGGCACGGAGAACAAUCAAUUGGAAGACCUUUAUGAUGUCAAAGAGAAAUCACUCAAGCCAGUCGCUCGAGACCAUUAUAACAAGAUCCCGAAUCAAAGAGACUUCGACACUGCUAAAGACCCAAAAUCAACGAAGCGAUUUUCAAACAGUUUAAAGACUUGGGAAUCCAAGGCGUUUGGGAAUAUCAGAGAAUCCGAAUUAGAAAUGUUUGGCCCAGGAGUCAAGCAUGUUAAGUUAAUAAAACAGUCACGUAAACACGUGGUUCAGCAUCAAAGACUAGACAUCCCAAGUCGUCGACAAAAACGUUCAGAAAUGAGCAUCUUAAACGAGAGCUCGACAACGCCUCAUCCUGAUGAGCCGCCUCCUAGUCCAACCAAUAACAACGAAGACGCUCCGCAGAAGCUAUUUUGUACGAAAGAUGCGACCUCAUGCAAGAACAGGUGCAAUAAUACAAGAAUGUUCUCAACUGAGGCGCAGCUUAUGUGCUCCUGUGAUUUACAGUGUGUCUACUUUUAUGACUGUUGCGCUGAUUACCAUGAAUACUGCUCGUCAUAUAUUACGUACCAAGGUGACAUUAGCAGCCCGAUCCCCGACUUUGGGGGCGUGCUACCCGACUUGGGGGACAGGCCCGUCGAGGAGGAGAUGCCCCCACCCUGGGGUAACUGGACAUGUAUUCUACCCGGAAUGAACCCUCUUGCGGUCGCGAAAGGGGCGGCGGGAGUCUGGAUGGUAGGCCACUGUCCGAGGAGUGCAGAUCAGGACACAUCGUCCAAGUGCGCAGUCUACGCAACUGAUGGCUUCCCGGUUACACGGGCUAACGUGAAGGAUGUCUUGCCUGUGUUUACACCGAAUGGAAUCGUGUACAGGAACCCCUACUGUGCUUUAUGCAAUGGCGUCUCUACGGCAGACACUAAGAGUUAUACUCUCUCGUUCAACUGCGAGAACCAGCCACCAACUCACCUCGGCGCGGAGAAGAGAAUGGACUUCUUAUUUGAGUAUUGUCGUAGCGCCAUGUCUUGGAAUCCCGGAGUGGGGCAACCUAGGCGGUACUGCUUCAGGGUACAACAAGCAUGCGGCUUCUACGCCCCACAAGCAGCAAAGGACAAGUGCAAGAAUAGCCCCCCAGCCAUUGUGUAUUACAACUUCCGCAAUUACAAGAACAUAGACUGUGUUAACUGCGGUAGACAUAACACAAGUAUUGGAUGCGGCCCUGGGACCAAAGAUAAGCCGGGGGCGUACGUCCCUUUAGUUGCACCGUUUAACCUUGUUUUUAAUUUUGGCGGGAAAGAAGGGCCCAUGGACGUUACUACUCAGGUCACGUGCCCACUUAGAUCGUAUUAUGAUCCUUAUUUGGAAAUCUGUAAAGAGGGUCUUUCGCCGCCACCAAGGGCGUCAGGAAACGACGAAUAUCGGGUGCUGCUAUGGCUGCGAAGUCUUGGCUUCUUAAACACUUCUCCAGAUAACCUUGAACGGGAGCUUCCGUUGACUCUAAGUCAAGCGUUCGGAAUGAAAAUGGGCGAUGUGACUAAUGUGGGGUUUACUGACAUGCAAGAAAAUCAAUACAAGUUGCAGUUUGACGCAAGCGUUGAGAGAAAGAGCGCCAGAAACAAAAGAUCUUUUUAUCAACUUUUCUGUGACCAAAUCUUGAAUUUUGACGCUCCAUUUAAUCUCAGUAUAAAUGGCACCACUUUCAACACAUUCAAAGCAACAUACCGCAUUCUCGGCUGCUUCAACUUACACUCCUAUCAACGACAGGAAUACACGACGCUCAACGACACAGCGGUAUACCUUAUCGACGCAGGCGCAGUCAUACAAGCAAAGGACUAUUACCACAAUGGCUCCUCGGGAGAAAUUCUAGUUUGUAUGGAUGGCAGGACGAGAAACUGUACCGGGACCUACGUGCGUUUGAGUGAGAAUGAGUACACUAUGAUUUCGAAUAGGUCCGUCUACGUGAACAGAACGAAGGAAAUAUUCUCCCACAUGGAGUAUGUUACCCGUGAUGGUUCCCUGUGGAUAUGUAGAAACUAUUCCAAUGCUUAUACUAUAAGAAGUGAGAAAGGGAGUGAGGUACUUCGAAUGGUGACAUUCGUGUGUUUGCUGAUAUCCGUGAUCGCUCUUGGGUUUGUCCUUGUCACCUACUCUCUAUUCAGCGAGCUCCGAACAACUCCGGGGAAAAACCUUAUGAAUCUGAGUACAGCAAUACUUCUCUCCCAAAUUUUCUGGUUGUCCGGAAGCGGACAGGUCCAUGACCGGACAGCGUGCACGGUUGUUGCGAUCCUGCUACAUUAUUUUUUUCUCGCGUCUUUCAUAUGGACUGCAAUUAUCGCCUGGGACACUUGGCGCGCUUUCUCUCACCGCAGCCACCGCUCAGCCAAAACCAUGAAGAGAGAAAAUUUGAUCGGCACCUUGCGAUGUAUGGCAGUUGGAUGGCUUCCUGCUUUACUCUUCGUCGCAAUCACCACUGCCAUCGACCUAUCAGGUGCUGUUGCUAUUGGAUACGGCUCUGACGUAGCUUGCUGGAUAACCAAUGGUACACCAUUACUUGUAGUCUUUGGGCUUCCGGUUGUCGUUAUCCUGGUGUUCAACUCCAUAUUCUACGCGCUGACGAUCAUAGCGAUCCGUGCGACAGCUAAGCAAGCGCGCUUUGCGUCUAGCGACUCUCGGCAGAAGGCCCAUUUCUGGAUCUACUUAAGAAUCGCUGCGAUUAUGGGCUUUACUUGGGUCUUCGGGUUCAUCGCCGCCGUAGGGAUCACAGCCUUAUGGUAUGUCUUCGUCAUCUUGAACUGCCUGCAGGGCGUGUACAUCGCGCUGGCCUUCGCACUGACUGAGCGCGCGCGAAAUCUGUACAAAGCAGUGGUGAUCACGUGGAGAAUGAAGCUCAGGGAUGAUAAGUCGGUGAAAACUUCCACGCAGUUAACAAUGGAUUCACCAAUGGCGCAACACAACCAUACCAUAGAUACGCGACUCUGAUUGGCUAGAACAUUGUACUUCACUGUUGUGAUUGGCUAUCAACAUUCUCUAGAUACGCGACGCUGAUUAUAUUAAAAUUACUGCAAGCGCACAUAAAAAGACAGUGGAAAACACUUUAAAAAAAUAAAAAUAUAAUAAGCAAUUCUACAACUCUCCUUUUACCGGCAACCAUUCCCUUGCUGGUGCCUGCAAUCGGAACUUUUUCGUUCCCCAAUCGGAACUUUUUCGUACCCCAAUCGCCACUCUAUAUAACUCUUGUAUUACUGCAGGCGCUUGGCCUAGUGCUUGGAAGAGGGGAGAUUGGAUACCAGUAUAUAAAAAAGACGAUAAGCUCUCAAAAGAGAAUUAUCGACCAGUCACUAUCUUGUCCUGUGUAAACAAAGUACUUGAGAAACUGGUUAGUGUACAACUCGCCACGAGUUUCGACUCCCUUAUGUACGUGAACUCUAGCGCAUAUCGAAAACAAUACAGCUGCGAAACAACUUUGAUCAAUCUCACGGAAAGGUGGAAAAUGGCAAGGGAUGAGAGACUUUCAGUGAACAUUCUAUCAACAGAUAUGUCAAAGGCAUUUGACUCGAUGCAUCCCCCCUUACUACUCAGUAAAUUGAAAGCCUAUGGAGCUCAGGAUACAUGUCUGCGACUUCUUGAGAGUUAUCUCUCAGACAGAAGAAAUCGUGUCAGAAUGGGAAAGGAUCUAAGUUCUUACAGCACGGUCAACCGAGGCUGUCCUCAGGGUUCGGCCCUAGGACCAUUGCUCUGGAAUAUUUUUCAGAAUGACCUCCCAAUGAGUGUCAAUACGGAGUUAUCAAUGUACGCCGACGAUCAUCAAAUUUACCAUUGCGGUCGGGAUCCGGGAGUGGUCACAGCAAAGCUCAGUGCAAGUGCCGAACUCGCGACUGCGUGGUACGAGUCCAAUUUGUUGGCUGGUAACCUCAAGAAAUACCAAACACUAAGCAUCGGUUAUGGUAAAAAGGCAAACGCCUCCGUGGACUCGAUCUCACGCAUUUCUAUCAACAACCAGGAAAUACGGUCAGCGGACUCCCUAAAGCUACUAGGAGUUACAAUAGACUCUCAACUCAAUUUCUCGGAGCAUAUAAGCAUAGCAUGUAAAAAUGCUGGCAGAAGAAUCGGUGUGCUGAUGAGACUCAGGAACUUGAUACCUACAAACGCUAAACUAGUUCUCUAUAAAUCUGCUGUGUUGCCUUAUUUGACAUACUGCCACUUGACCUGGCAUUUUUGUAAGGCAAGCGAUAGUAGGAAGCUUGAGCGUUUACAGGAACGUGCCUUAAGAGCUGUUUUUAAAGACUGGAAUUGCACUUACCACGAACUAUUAAUAAAGGCUAAUUUAUCUACUCUACGUAAUCGUAGACUGCAAGACAUUUGCAUCUUAAUGUACAAAGUUAAAAAUGGCCUUUGUCCAUCUGGGAUUAGUGAUUUGUUUUCUAAAAAAAAACACGAACUAUAAUUUAAGAUUGUCCGAUUUUGUUAUUCCAAGAUUUAACACAGUCACUUACGGGAAACAUUCCCUAAGAUAUAUGGGGGCUAAACUAUGGAAUAGCCUACCUAGGGCAGAAAGAUCAAUUGACAGUUUAAAAAGUUUUAAAGUGACUAUGAGAAAAAAGGAUUUCGAAUUUAUAGAAAAUUGCAAGGGCUGUGCCCUAUGUUCCGCAUGAUAAUUUUUAAAUCUAGUCAAUUUUUUUUUCAUAAUUUCAUAUAGAUUACAAUCAAUUUACAUGUAUUUAUAUAUAUAUAUAUAUAUAUUUAUUUAGCUUUAUCAGUAAGAAUCUACAAUUUUAAAUUUUUAAUAAUCAGUAUAAUUUUUAUAAUUUUAUCUUUUUUUUGUGUCCCCCAAUUAGUAGGGGUCUUAUCCCCGGCUAGAGGUUGUUUAUGACACUUUAAUAAAGUUUCUAUCUAUCUAUAUAUA
Nematostella vectensis (starlet sea anemone) is the source of this 5581-nucleotide messenger RNA. RefSeq lists its product as uncharacterized. Gene Ontology annotation, cellular component: membrane. The record is from RefSeq and is a predicted model, not a curated record. Lineage: Eukaryota; Metazoa; Cnidaria; Anthozoa; Actiniaria; Edwardsiidae. The transcript has a single exon. Gene Ontology annotation, biological process: cell surface receptor signaling pathway; G protein-coupled receptor signaling pathway. Gene Ontology annotation, molecular function: G protein-coupled receptor activity. The coding region runs from base 499 to 3657 and encodes 1052 amino acids.